GUUGCUACAUUCCCUGAUCCCAGAGUGUGUGUUUGUUUGGGGUUAUACAAAUCUGAUCUGGGGGGGGGGGGGGCUGCCUAAGGUGGAGAUAAGGUAGAAGACAUCCCUCCACAGUGAGAGGAGACCUCAUCGUAUGUGAGUACGUGACGACAUCUCUGAGAAGGGGAACCAUAACAUUUAUCUUCCAAACGAGGACACUUCUGAGAGCGAAAGGGAGAUCCAUGAACAUUUUCACCAGGACAGCAGGCAUAAACCAGAAUGUCCCAGGCAAGGGGGUAGAUCAUGGAACUUCUUGAUAUAAAACCUGCCAGAUGACCAGGAAAGUCCACAUACUGGGACAAGUGUGAGUUGAGCUGUUUGGGACAAGGAUGGGGGCAUCAGAGGAGGAAAUGGGCACAGAGAGUAGCCUGUAAUCAACCAAGGGUGCAGAGGUGUUAUAUAUAAUCGCUCUUCAGGGAACCGGGCCUCCAGCCCACGCCCCAGCUGCUCCCCCCGCCUCUCCGAAUUGACUGUCCGUCCCUUCCCUGGAACUCCUAAGCCUGACCCUGCUCCCUGCCCCUCCCAGCCCACGGUUCCCCUGACCCCACUCCCUUUCCCAGAACUCAGUCGUCUGAGCCCCCAGCCUGCGGUUCACUCCUAGGCCUCAGCCUUUCCUGCCUUCGACUGAAACAGCAGCAUCUUCUAAGCCCUGGGGGCUUCCCCGGGCCCAGCUGGGGCCUAGAACCCGCCCGCUGCCUGCCACGCUGCCACUGCAGCUUCCUCUAUAAAGGGACCCAGGCGUCCGGGCCCAGGGGCCCCACAGAGCAGGUUCUCCCCAUGACACCACCUGGAAGGCUCUACCUCCUGCGGGUGUGCAGCGCCCCCCUCCUCCUCCUCCUUCUGGGGCUGCUGCUGGCCCUGCCGCCUGAGGCCCAGGGGCUUCCUGGUGUUGGCAUCUCACCCUCAGCUGCCCGGACUACCUAUCAGCACCCUCAGAAGCACUUCGCACAAGGCACCCUCAAACCUGCUGCUCAUCUUAUUGGUAAACACCAUCUGGCCCUCCAGACACAUAGUCCCCAGCUCUCCUCCUACACCCCCUCAAGGAACCAAGCACCUACUGCACCCCUCCCCCAACUUUCUCCACCUCCCAAAACAGGGGCAUCCCUCUCCCAUCUGUCCUCCCAACCAUCCCCCCAGGAACCCAGUCCAGCACCUACUUCCUCAGGGAUUAAGACUGCUGACCCCCAGCUUCUUGACCUCUCCCAUCCCCUAUGGCUCUUCCUAGGAGACCCCAGCACCCAGAACUCACUGCGCUGGAGAGCAAACACAGAUCGUGCCUUCCUCCGCCAUGGCUUCUCCUUGAGCAACAACUCCCUCCUGGUCCCUACCAGUGGCCUCUACUUUGUCUACUCUCAGGUGGUCUUCUCUGGGGAAGGCUGCUUCCCCAAGGCCACCCCAACCCCUCUCUACCUGGCCCAUGAGGUCCAGCUCUUCUCCUCCCAGUACCCCUUCCACGUGCCUCUCCUCAGUGCUCAGAAGUCCGUGUGCCCAGGGCCACAGGGACCUUGGGUGCGCUCUGUGUACCAGGGAGCUGUGUUCCUGCUCACCCAGGGAGAUCAGCUAUCCACUCACACAGAUGGCAUCUCCCACCUACUCCUCAGCCCCAGUAGUGUCUUCUUUGGAGCGUUUGCUCUGUAGAAAUCUCCAGAAAGAAAACUAAUUGGUUUCAAGACCUUCUCCCAUUUUGCCUCCGUGCUGACCACUUCAAGGGUGUCACCACACCUCUUUUGACCAUUCCACGUGUCUCAAGUCUCCCUGCUUAUGUUACCUGGAGCUUCCAAAGAAGGAAUUCUAGGCAGCCCGGGGGACCACACCCGCCUGAACUACACCAAUGCGAGGCUGAGGAUUUCAAGUCUGCCUAGAAGUUCCCACCCAGAGCUCUUCAUCUGUCCUGCCCAUCUAAGGAAAGCCUGGCCCUGCACGUGGAGGGGGCAGACACAUGGAGGAGCUUGAGUGGAUGACAGGAGGCAGGGGAGGGGGGAUUAUUUAUAGAGGGAAAAAAUUAAAUUAUUUAUUUAUGGAGGAUGGAGGGAAGGGAAUAAUAGAGGGCCAUCAGAAGAGAGAGAGAGAGAGAUACACCCAAGAGAUGAAGAGCCAGAGAACAUCAGCAUAAGGAUGACCCAGUGAGAGAGAAAACAAGUGAAUCUGAGACACCGGGGAGCUCUAGAAGGAAGCAAGAGACUCUUAAGAUCCAGCCACUGCUUGACUAGACACCCCAUGAGAAGACAUCUGCACCUUCAAUGAAGCCCAAUAAACCUCUUUUCUCUGAAA
Messenger RNA from Neofelis nebulosa (Clouded leopard), 2310 nucleotides. It is a transcript of the gene LTA, whose product is annotated as lymphotoxin alpha. Gene Ontology annotation, cellular component: membrane. Gene Ontology annotation, biological process: immune response. Gene Ontology annotation, molecular function: tumor necrosis factor receptor binding. Bases 817 to 1677 code for a protein of 286 amino acids. The transcript is spliced from 3 exons. The record is from RefSeq and is a predicted model, not a curated record. Lineage: Eukaryota; Metazoa; Chordata; Mammalia; Carnivora; Felidae.